Molecule: messenger RNA, 623 nt
Organism: Bombyx mori (domestic silkworm)
Lineage: Eukaryota; Metazoa; Arthropoda; Insecta; Lepidoptera; Bombycidae
Gene: Pa1
Product: PAXIP1-associated glutamate-rich protein 1
Exons: 1
Coding region: 1-450 (149 amino acids)
Biological process (GO): positive regulation of cell cycle G1/S phase transition; positive regulation of intracellular estrogen receptor signaling pathway
Cellular component (GO): MLL3/4 complex
Molecular function (GO): nuclear estrogen receptor binding
Source: RefSeq, a predicted model, not a curated record
AUGGAAACCGAGAUUCAAGGAGACGAUUGGGAUAUCCCUUGUUCAGAUGACGAACUGGCGAAAAACGGCGUUUUUAUUGGAAAAAGCUGGAUGCCGGAACCGGCCGAAUUAGAGGAACUUUACAAAAACAUCGACAAAAAGGGUAUAUUAAACCUAGAAUGGAAAUGUCCAGGACGCAGGCAACCAUCUCCCGUGCCUGUCAGCAAGGAAAACCAGCCUGAGUUACCUCAAUCGCCAAUCCGGGAAGAAAAGUCAGACUUUGAUUUCAUGGAUGAGGUUAGUUCAUUGCGGCUGCGGGUAAGACGGGAAGGGGAAGACACGUUGAGAGGUUCUGCUAAGAAAAAGACAACUUCUUUUGAUGGUAUUCUUUCGAAUAUGAUAAGGCAUAAAAGAAUAGAGCAGAUGGAAAAACAAGCGAAAACAUCACCCUCAACUACUUCAAGUAACUAAGAUACACAAAAAAUUACUACUUAGUUGCAGGACUAUCUUAUUAUUUAGUAGUUGUUUAAUAAUAAAAAGUUGUUUAAAUUUGGUUAAAAAAAUUGGAAACCACCAGCAUUUACGAUUCUGUGUUCAUUUGUUAUUUUUAAGGUAUAUUUAUUUAAUAAAAACCUUUUCAUUAA